This is a messenger RNA of Nanorana parkeri, 1022 nucleotides long. RefSeq names its product cilia and flagella associated protein 73 (gene CFAP73). The transcript has 7 exons. Bases 49 to 993 code for a protein of 314 amino acids. The record is from RefSeq and is a predicted model, not a curated record. NCBI's taxonomy places the organism in Eukaryota, Metazoa, Chordata, Amphibia, Anura, Dicroglossidae.
CGAGAGCACGCUCAGCGCCGGAGCAGCUCUGUACUUUAAACCAUCAUCAUGGAGUUCGAGCUGCGGGAAUAUUUCCGGGCGGCCUUCGAGGACAAGCUGCUAGUGCGAAUGCCAGAUCGGGAAGAUGAUUUCCUAACUCCAGCGACACGUCUUCUAGAAAAGAAGCGAGAGAUGAUUGAAGUUGAACAAGCUUUAAAUACAGAGAAAGAGGAAUUCCAAAUGAAGACAGAGAGCCUUCAGCAGCGUCGUACAGAGUUGGAGCACAAGGAGGACAAACUUAAGGAUUCAUUGUUUAAAUUUGAUAAGUUUCUCAAGGAAAAUGAUUCAAAGCGUAAACGUGCACUUCGAAAAGCAGCUGAGGAGCGACAGCUGGCAGUUCAGAAAGAGCGGGAAGCCAUGCGCUUACAGGCUGAAAACAAGCAGCUGCAAGCAUGUAAGGAGAGACUGCUGCGUAGACAAGAGAAGACCAGAAUAUACCAAAACUACCUCCAGAGAGUACUGGAGAGGACUGAGGAGUUCCAAGAGGUACAGGAGAUGAUAGACAGAUUCAACACCCUAAUGACCACACAGGACAAGUUGCUGAAAAGAGAGUUUAAGCAUCAGGAGAAAACCGAAAAAGAAAAGGCACGACUGCUACAUUACCAGGAGGAGGCUCGCAGCCAGAUCCUAGAGCUCAAUAACCAGUUGGCUGAUCUACAAGGACAGCUGGAGAGCGCAAGAGCUGUAGUGCUGGAAUGGGAGUCUCGAUGGGCACAAAUUCAAAAUACUGCAGCUGAGAAUACAUUACGCUUGGGUCGAAUCAGAAUGGCAACUCUGAAUCUCUCCCAAACCAUCACUAAGCAAAUGCAUAUCAAGUCUGAUGUAUCCAUUGAAGACACAGAAUCACAGCUUGAAAAGAUUAAGAUCUGCUUUGCGGACCUUGAUGCCAUAUAUAAAGAUCUAAAGAAGACCGAAAUAACUGUACAGACACCAGCCAUCUCUUCUACCAACUGAUUGUCUUCCAAAGGUACUCUUGCAGAAAG